Schizosaccharomyces cryophilus OY26 is the source of this 2072-nucleotide messenger RNA. RefSeq names its product astra associated protein 1 A. Bases 870 to 2072 code for a protein of 400 amino acids. The record is from RefSeq and is a predicted model, not a curated record. The transcript has 3 exons. Lineage: Eukaryota; Fungi; Ascomycota; Schizosaccharomycetes; Schizosaccharomycetales; Schizosaccharomycetaceae. Gene Ontology annotation, molecular function: protein binding.
UUCAGGAUCCAGAAAAAAAAAACCUUUUUCAUAUUGCAGUAAAAAAGUCCCAAUGUUGAGAGAAACAGUUAUUCGGAAUAAAUUAUGGUUCAUCCAGAAUGAAUAUGUUUAACGGAAUUCAGAAAGGAAACACUACUUUGAAGUGUUUCUCUAAGAAUUCUUAAAAUAUAAAAGUAUGUAUAUGAAUUCAGAUCAAGUACAAUUAUAAUCAAGUUUCCAAAACUUCUCCAUAUCAUCAGGCGCCUUUUUUAGUAAACAGUAUUCCCUACUGAGGCUUGAUUUAUUCUGGACAACAAGAACUAUUCAGAAAAAUAUCUCAGAAAACUUUGUACUUUGUGAACCUUAUCAUUAUUGUUCGAAGGCGUAUAUACGUUCCCGUAUGAUGGAUUUCAAAGCUAGUUGGACUUGUUACAACUCAAUAACAAGCAGUCUUUUCCACAAGAAAGGGUAUCAAUAUAUUUCACUUAAUGAGGAAAUCUACUGUACUCUUGGCAUUCUUCGGCGUCAAUGCCAACAUAUAAGAAGUAUCGAAAUGUUUGGUACUUGAAUCUCUUCAUAUUCUCUUCACAGAUGACAAGCUUGUUAUGUCGACAUAAUAGUGCUAGAUAUUUUCUGUUCGUACAGAGUAUCAAAGAUCAUAAUAAGUUUUUUUAAACCCUAUGAAAAUUGGGAUUCCAUAACUAAUGCUGCAUUUCCUAAAGGAUUUACAGAAAAAACUAUUCAGUAAUCCAGCUUCUUCUUUAAAAACAAAAAUAGCUAUGUCCGUCAGUUCUCCAAAUUUACUUGAAGCACAUUUCAAAGGUUGGGUUCAAUGUUGAGUAUUUUGAAUGAUAUGAGGUUUCCAUGUUUGUUCGUAUCUCAAUGUGAAAAUGAAAAUUGCAAGCGCUCAAGAAAAAGAUAUAGAUUACAAGUCGUAUUCAAGAACUUUUUCAGAGAAACUAUUGAAAAGCGAAAAGAAAAAAGAGGAAGCUUUCAUGGUUGUGCCUACGCCGUUUUACGUUUUACGUGGACACUCAUCUAGUGUUACUGCCGUUGCUUUCGAUAAGAAAAAUCAUCUUUUUUCAGGCGACGAAAAUGGGUUUGUUAUUUGUUGGUCCCUUUUAGAUAUGCGCCCUUUGCAGGCUUGGUACGCUCAUUCAAAAAAUAUUUUGGGAAUGGAAGUCAUCGAUAAUGACAUUUUGUGUACGCAAAGUCGAGAUUGUCGCUUAAGCGUUUGGAAAAUUAACUUUGAUCGUAUUACUUCUUCUCUACCUUUGUCUGAACUGAGCCGCAGGCAAUCACAGGAGAAUGCUCUCUCUCAAAUGAAUUCCUAUAAUAGCAACGAUUUAAUUACCAUCUACUCAAGCAUUCACAUCAAUGCUUUGACUUUUUGUUCAUUUUCUUAUGAUAAAUAUGCAAAGGUCUUGGCAGUUUCAAACACCGUCAAUGUUGAUGAAAUCGAUAUUUAUGAAGCAAGAGACUUACUAUCGGAGAACACGAAUCAAGACAGUUAUGGGACAAGGCUUCAAAAUAAAAUAAGACCCACCACGAAUAAUGAAAAGACAGGUGCUUUAAUGUGCACGUCUCUAAUUUCCUCUGGGGAGCAUCUUUUGCUGGCUGCUGGUUACGAAAGUGGCCAUGUAGCUCAGUUUCAAUGCAAUUUAAGCAAUGCGCGGAACGUCUGUCUCAAUUAUCAAGACGUUUGGGAGAUGAGCUAUUUUGAAAAAUCUCAUUCUCAACCAGUAUUGUCAGUGAAGUAUAAUAAACUUGCCAAUGCAUUAUAUUCUUCUAGUGCAGACGAUCGGAUCGUACUGCACUCUACAUUAAUAAACCACUCUCUUCAAAGUGAGCCCAAAGUAACACGGUCAAAGCAUUGUGGUCAACAAUGUUUGCAAGUUCGCCAGGAUGAUCAAAUUAUUGCUACCGCAGGUUGGGAUGGUCGCAGUCGUAUAUACAGCUGUAAAAGCCUCCUUCCUCUAGCUGUUUUAAAAUACCAUUCUUCUACCAUCAAUUCUUUAUCCUUCUACUCAAACUCUAAUAUCAUCGCUUUGGCCAGCAAGGAUUCUCGAAUCUCUCUUUGGAAAAUAUACUAA